UAGUCAGGAAUCGCCAUCUUGUGCACCACAUGACCUCGUUGCCGUGUCCCGUGACCAGCUCACGUGAAUUUUGACAAAUUCAAACGUUUUUGGUAGAAAAAAAUGGAUAUUUUGGAGCAGCACCUCGAACAACAGGAUGUCAGGUAGUGUUUAUGUUAAAUAUCGACUGGCUGAUAAUGCGAACACCUAUCCCUCCUGUUUCGCUCGAGGUCUCCUCAAGGUCAUCACGUAGUGCACAGUGCGCACUUACAAGACUUAGGACAACGGUCGUGGAAUACUGUUAACACGAAGGAUGACGGGGGCACGGGCAUUGUUAUUGAGGAAGCGGAAAUCGUGGAUUGCGAAGGAGAACCUGUUGGGGAAGAUGGAAUGCGUUACCAAGAAGCUCUUGCAUAUAGAGUAGUCCAAGUAAAUGGCACCACUGCUGGGAAUGAGAUAGAACUGCCAGUUACUCAACCAGGAAGUAAUACCGUACAAGUCCUAACAUCUCCAUUAAAUGGCCAGUUCUAUGUUAUUGGAAAUGCCAACGAUGUUUUCACUACUGCUCAAACAUCUAGAUCACUGGUUCCCAGGACCACUACUCUACAAAUAGAGACACCAAGAAAUUGUACUACUGUUUUGAAAAAGAGAGAUGACAGAAGAAGAGCCACUCACAAUGAAGUUGAACGUAGGCGAAGAGAUAAAAUAAACAAUUGGAUUGCAAAAUUGGGAAAAAUUAUCCCUGAGUGUAAUGCUGGUGCAAAUGGUAGUGCCAGUGGUAGUGGUGAAGGAAAGGCAAAUUAUGAAACUCAGAGUAAAGGUGGAAUUUUAUCAAAGGCCUGCGAAUAUAUAACGGAAUUAAGAACAGCCAAUCAAGGAUUGGGUCAAUGCUUGCGCGAUAAUGAAAAACUGCGGCAAGAAAUAACUGCUUUGAAACAACUUGUAACACAACUGAAACGCGAGAAUCUUCAGCUCAGGUCACAAAUAUCAUCCUCCACUGGAACGAAUGUUGAUAUUGUUCAUUUAAGUCCUUAAAAGAUUAGUUUCUAAUACUAUGCUUCUUUUGUAAAUAUUAGGAUAUACAGUUUGACCAUAGUGGUCAGAAGAAGUAUUUACUCUUAUAAUUUUUGGUUUUAUAAAAAUUACAUCAAAUUUCGUCAUGUUAAAGUUUUGUUCUUUAAGGUAUAUUGCACGGUCCUAAUGGUAUGGUCAUGACUACUAUGUAUAUUUCUACGCCUUUAACAAAUAACUUUAUUUAUGUUUAAAUUAUACAUUUUUCUUUGUGUUUAACAAUUAUUUCAGAUUUAGUAUUUAAAUACGUUGAACUAUUAAGACCUCGAUUGUACAUUCAUGAGCAUACCAUAAAUAACAUUUGCUAAUUAUUAAAUGCUGGUAAAGUUGUGACUAUUCUUCGUAGAAUUUGUGAACAAAGAAAUUUAUUUUUAUGUAUAUAUAUAUAUGUAUUGAAUUGAAUUACCUCGUGCACAUUGAACGAGCCAAGGCUGUGAAUAUUGAGCGUUGAUUUGGAACUUUCGGACAUAUAAUUUUAAACAAUCUAACCACAGUUAAUUUCAAAAUUGAAACAGAAAGAACAUUUAGUUGUAAUGCAAACAAAAAAAAUGCGAUAAAAAUUAUACAUAUGUGACAAUUACAUCUUUACAAAAAUCGUUAAAUAUUUUUUAUUUUUUAAUAAUGUUUUAACAAAUGUAGAGUAGGUACUUCGUAAAAAAAAAAAAAUCUAGAAACUGAAAAUGUAAUAUAGAUUAAUCGUACACGUAUCGAUGUGUAUAUUUAUACAUAUAUAUAUAUACAUGUAUAUAUAUAUAUAUUUAUGUAUACACGUGUGUGUAUAUAUGCAUAUACGUAUGCAUAUAGCAAUAAACAUAUUUUUUUCAAUCUAGAACUCUGAACGCUGAAAAUGCGUCAGAAUGAGUAAAAAAAUUAAACACUGGUUUGUAAUAUAUCGUUAAUGUACAUACCGCGAAGGUUAUUGUUAUAUUAUAUUAUUAUUAAAUGAAAUUUACCGAAAAACA
Molecule: messenger RNA, 2012 nt
Organism: Frieseomelitta varia
Lineage: Eukaryota; Metazoa; Arthropoda; Insecta; Hymenoptera; Apidae
Product: upstream stimulatory factor 1-like
Exons: 5
Coding region: 370-1014 (214 amino acids)
Biological process (GO): regulation of transcription by RNA polymerase II
Molecular function (GO): DNA-binding transcription factor activity, RNA polymerase II-specific; protein dimerization activity; RNA polymerase II cis-regulatory region sequence-specific DNA binding
Source: RefSeq, a predicted model, not a curated record